This is a messenger RNA of Cladocopium goreaui, 926 nucleotides long. The record is from the annotation of a GenBank genome assembly. Lineage: Eukaryota; Dinophyceae; Suessiales; Symbiodiniaceae.
AUGGCUGUCUCGCUGAUGAUCGCGGCACGCAUGGUCUUGAACCACCGCCUCUACUACCAGCUCUUGAAGCACGAUCUGUUGAUUUCUUUUGAGCCAUUGCUCCCUUCACAGGACUCUCUUUUUCGGUUGCUGCUCUGGUGCUUGGUGAACGCCUUGCCUCAUUUCAUUAUGAACAUUUGGCUUGCACACCGUGAGUGCUUUCACCUUGUGAAGCUGGGUGAUUUGGCGAGCAGCGCAGAGAAGCUUAUGGCAGCAAACGUCCUGCAUGAUGCUCACCAGGUAGCGGUUUUCUAUUUCAUUCCGGCCGUUGUGUUUCUCAUCUUCCUCUUCAGCUCUUAUGACACCGAGGCCACGCUGCUGCCUCUCAGUAAGUUUUUUGAGGAUGAUUUCGAAGCCUCGCGGACAGUGCUGAACCGGGUCCGUUUCAUGAGGGAGAAGCACGUCGUGGACUACGUGCAGAAAGAGUUGAGCCCUCAGGCGACGGCUACGGGAGAUGUGUCCAUCGGGGAGAUCUUCAAGCACCUCGCAGAGGCUGUAGCGACUGAUGCUCCUGUCAUGCGAACGCAGCAAGGGCUUCGCGCAGCCUACAAGAAUGGAGAAGAAAGGUCGCAGGUCACCUGGACCAUGUGGCCAGCCCGUAUUCUUCUCGAUCCCCGCUUGUGUGACAAGGACGCUAUCAUCUUUCGCUGUGUGUGGUAUGUUUUCCUUGGUGUGCUGGGACUGCCCCUUUUGUUCGUCUUGUACUGCUUAUCCUCUCAAAUGUUCAAGGACGUCUUGGAUGUGUGGAACGGGCAAAUGUCUGACAUGGCUGGAAUCGUGAUUGAGUUGGGUCACUUCAUCAUCUCCGGUCACCUGAGCUGGAUGCUGUACCGUAGAACGAUUAGUGAUGCUUCCUGAUUCCCCGCAGUGGCGGCCAAGACCAAGAC